Schizophyllum commune H4-8 is the source of this 411-nucleotide messenger RNA. RefSeq lists its product as uncharacterized. The transcript is spliced from 3 exons. The record is from RefSeq and is a predicted model, not a curated record. The annotation marks the transcript as partial. NCBI's taxonomy places the organism in Eukaryota, Fungi, Basidiomycota, Agaricomycetes, Agaricales, Schizophyllaceae.
AUGUGGACUGGCAAGUGGUGGACCACUGUGCAGAACAAACUUCCCGCAGGCGCUACGCUGGCGUCGCUGAUCAUCGCAUCGGACAAGACUCAGCUCACGAAUUUCUCGGGUGGAAAAUCAGCGUAUCCUGUGUACCUCACUCUUGGCAACCUUCCUAAGGCGAUUCGACGGAAGCCGAGCAUGCACGCGUGUGUACUCAUCGCCUAUCUUCCCGUCUCCAAGGUUUCGAAAGGUUCCUUGACCCCUCUCAUCGACGCUGGGCUCUCUGGCAUCGAGAUGGUCGGGGGAGAUGGCUAUGUUCGCCGAGUGCAUCCCGUGCUUGCAGCGUACGUGGCAGACUAUCCCGAACAGUGUCUUGUCACCUGCUCGAAGAACGGGACAUGUCCGAAAUGCCAGUGUCCUGCCGACAAG